UGACUAAUGUCUUGUUCGUUGUCACUAAUGUCAAAUAUUUCAAAAUUUUAUUGAGGGGAUAAUUUUCGAAAUUACAAAUCAUGCUGAGUCGAAUAAGUCAAAUCAAAAUACCUAUAAAAUUAAGUAUUGACUGACAUCAAGCAAUAGUAAGUUACUGUCAAAUCAGCCAAAGAAUCAGAAACAAAUGUGAAACUUGUGGAUAAGAUUUAAAGCAAUACUUGUAAUUCUAACGAUGACUUUUGUAUAACAUAAAAAGCAAUUAAUUUUUUAAUAUCCAGAGCUAUCAAGAGGAGACACCAAGAUGAAUGAGCAAGGAGCUUUGGUGGAGCUCUACAUCUAUGACCUGACCAAGGGGCUGGCAUCUCUGCUCUCUCCUUCUAUAUUAGGGCGACAGAUCGAGGGCGUCUGGCACACCGCCGUGGUCGUCUACCAGACGGAGUACUUCUUCGGCGCUAGCGGCAUCACCCAUUGCACUCCGGGCAGCACGCAGCUGGGCGCGCCCUACCGCGUGGAUCGGCUGGGGGAGACCUUCGUGCCCUACCAGAUGUUCCUCGAGUACAUUCACGCACUGGGCACCACAACCUACACUCCAUCAUCGUAUAACUUAUUGGAACACAACUGCAACCACUUCAGCGAGGAGGUGGCACAGUUCCUGUGCGGGGCGCACAUCCCCAAGCACAUCGUGUCGCAGCCCGAGGAGCUGCUGCCCAGCGCGCACGCCGCGCUGCAGGGCCUGCUCGACAGCGUGCUGCCGCGCCAGCAGACGGUGUAUACAAAUGGUGGAAUGCGGCACAAUCGGCAAGACAGUCCCGAUUACCUCACGCUCAACACUCAGAUCGAGGAGGCCAGAGUGGCGUCGCAAGAGCUGGACGCGCGGCGCAGCUCGCUGGCGGAGAAGCUGGCGCGCAAGCAGCGCCGCCGCGACAAGCGCCGCCGCAAGCUGCGCGACGCCGGCGACGCCGAGUCUGACGACAUGGCGGAGGCAGUGGAGGCGGUGCCGAGCGCGGGCGAGGAGCUGUCCCGCGCGGGGCCCAGCUCGGCCGCGCUGGCGCUGGACGCGGACGAGCGGCGCCAGGACGAGCUGCGCAAGCGCGAGCGGGACCCGCCCAUCGUCUACACCGACAUCGACGGCGUACGAGAAUUUGAGAAAUUGUCGCAGGCCUUGGAGGGCGUCGAGCUAACGGCGGAGGAGCGGCAAAGCGUGGACGAACUGCAGCAAUACCUAGUGCAGGGCGAGGGCAGCUGGGUGCUGGGAGACGACUUCCUGGCCUUCGUGGGGCGGCUGCUGGCGGGCGGCGAGGCGGCGGCGCGCGUGGCGCUGCUGCGCUGCCUGGCGGCCGCCGCGCUGCGCGACGACGUGUCGCUGCUGCUGCACCAGGACCGGCGCCAGCACGCGCUGCUCAACUACGCGCACUCCGUGGACACGCUCUCGGCGCCCGAGCAGCACGCGCUCGCGCUCUUCAUGUGCAACCUGUUCGAGAACAUAUCGUCGUCGGAGUGGCUGCUGUACAUCAGCGAGUGGGACCACAACGGACAGCCGCUCUCCAACAUCCGCGCCACUACUAAGGUGUGCGUGCACUGCACGCUGAGCGCGGACCUGGGGCUGCGCGAGCUGGGCACCGCGCUCAUGCACAACGUGGCCACCAAGGAGGUAAAAACUGUGGUGUUCGACGAGGUGUGCGUGGAGCUGGCCAUGGCGCUGCUGCAGCUGCUGGCGUGGGCGCCGGCCGAGGAGCAGCUGUGGCGCUGCGUGCGGGCGCUGGCGCGCUUCGCCGACCACUCGCAGGACGUGCCGCAGCUCAUCGCCAUGAUCGGGCCCGACCCCGCCGCCUUCAGAGGGACAAGUCCUCGCGUGGACGAGCAGAUAGACCUGAUAAUGAAGAAGAUAAAGUAGUCCGGGCCGUGAGCCGCCGCCCUGACAGUUACCAGUUGUUUUGUUUUGUUUAUAUUUGAUAUCGAGUAUUAGUGAGAGCCGUCUUCCCGCGAGAGGGCGCCGCCAGGUCGAUUGUAAAUAUGUUUAACUUGUUAGUACUAAUGUAUCGUAAGACGAAAAUUUAGAGUAAGUACCUGAGCUUAUAGCAAGCCUCUAAUGUUAAUUAUAUACAUACGCAUACUUAUAAAUAUAUCAUUAUUUUGUAUGUUGCACUAACACACGGUGACUACGAUGCAUUUACACUGUAUACACACAAAGCGUUGUAUACUCAUGUUUUAUAGUUGCGGAAAUUGUAAUAAAUCUGUGGUAUAUUAAA
Molecule: messenger RNA, 2249 nt
Organism: Trichoplusia ni (cabbage looper)
Lineage: Eukaryota; Metazoa; Arthropoda; Insecta; Lepidoptera; Noctuidae
Exons: 14
Coding region: 302-1894 (530 amino acids)
Biological process (GO): protein modification by small protein removal
Molecular function (GO): peptidase activity
Source: RefSeq, a predicted model, not a curated record